This is a messenger RNA of Glarea lozoyensis ATCC 20868, 2391 nucleotides long. RefSeq names its product Six-hairpin glycosidase. NCBI's taxonomy places the organism in Eukaryota, Fungi, Ascomycota, Leotiomycetes, Helotiales, Helotiaceae. Gene Ontology annotation, biological process: carbohydrate metabolic process. The record is from RefSeq and is a predicted model, not a curated record. Bases 1 to 2391 code for a protein of 796 amino acids. The transcript has 3 exons.
AUGGCGACGGGCAUCUCGCAGGCCCUCAAAGAAGGUCUAACCAACAAUAGCACUGCUAGUGUGGAGACGCAGGAUGUGCCAAAGAAAGAGAAACUGGUGCUGAGAAAUCGCGCGGGCGAGAGUAGGAGUCCGUAUGUGCAGGGCCAUAAGAAUAAUCCGGUUGCGUGGCAGCUCUGGGGCGAGGAGGCUGUGGAGUUGGCGAGGAGGGAGAAUAGGUUGUUGUUUUUGAGUGUGGGGUAUAGUGCUUGUCAUUGGUGUCAUGUCAUGGAGCGGGAAUCUUUCGAAAAUGACGAAGUCGCUGCGAUACUCAACGAGGAAUUUAUACCGAUUAAAAUCGAUAGAGAAGAACGACCUGACAUCGAUCGAAUAUACAUGAAUUUUGUUCAAGCGACAACAGGAUCUGGAGGUUGGCCAUUAAAUGUUUUCGUCACUCCGGACCUUCAGCCUGUAUUUGGUGGCACUUAUUGGCCGGGACCAUCGAACAGUCUAACAACCUCAUUUGAGGAUCAGGUCAAUUUCUUAGGGAUCCUAGACAAACUUUCGACCGUCUGGAAAGAGCAGGAAGAUCGUUGUCGGCAGGACUCUUCACAAAUUUUACAGCAACUUAAAGAUUUCGCGCAAGAGGGUACAUUUGGUGAUAGAUUAGGCGAAGGUGGUGAUACUCUGGAUAUAGAACUGUUAGAGGAGGCAUAUCAACAUUUCAUCUCGACAUACGAUAGUCAAAAUGGAGGAUUUGGUUCGGCGCCAAAAUUUCCUACGCCAGUUAAACUAUCAUUUCUGCUUCGGCUAGGCCAAUAUCCACAGGUUGUGCUCGACGUUGUUGGGGACGCAGAAUGUCGGAAUGCAGAAAGUAUGGCCAUCACGACAUUACGAAAAAUGGCAAGAGGCGGAAUUCAUGAUCAUGUUGGACAUGGAUUUUCAAGAUACUCGGUGACUACGGACUGGUCCUUGCCACAUUUCGAAAAGAUGCUGUAUGAUAAUGCACAGCUUCUUCAUAUUUACCUAGACGCCUUUUUACUUUCACGCGAUCCGGAGUUACUGGGUGUUGUUUAUGAUAUCGGCACUUAUCUCACAAAGACACUUGCACGCCCGGAAGGAGGGUUUUACUCAAGUGAAGACGCGGACAGUUAUUACAAGAAAGGAGAUUCUGAGAAACGGGAAGGUGCGUUUUACGUUUGGACGAAACGAGAAUUUGAGAAUAUCCUCGGAAAAGAAGCGGAGCCAAUCCUGUCAGCAUUUUUCAAUGUCAGCAGUCAUGGAAAUGUAUCUGCGGAAAAUGACGCUCAUGAUGAGUUCAUCAAUCAGAAUGUGCUUGCAAUUGCGAGUACGCCGAGCACGCUCGCUAGCACUUUUGGGAUGAAAGAAGACGAAGUUGUCAAGAUUAUCAAAGACGGCAAAGCAGCAUUACUAGCGCAUAGAGAAAAAGAGCGUGUACGACCUGGAUUAGACGAUAAGGUGAUUGUAAGCUGGAAUGGCAUUGCCAUUGGAGCUCUAGCACGAACAGCCGCUGUCAUCAAAGGAUUUGAUCCCGAGAAGUCGGAAGAAUAUAUUGCGUCAGCACUCAAAGCAGCAACUUUCAUUAAAGAGAAGUUAUACGACGAGGAGGCUAGGAUCUUAUACCGGAUAUGGAGGGAAGGUAGAGGAGACACGCAAGGUUUUGCAGACGACUACGCUUUCUUAAUCGAGGGCCUCAUCGAUCUAUAUGAAUCCACUUUUGAUGAAUCUUGGCUCCACUGGGCUGAUGAUUUACAACAAACCCAACUUACACACUUCUACGAUACCACCGGCACUGGCGGAUUCUUCUCCACCUCCGCUAGCGCCCCUCACCUCAUACUUCGACUCAAAGACGGAAUGGACUCUUCGGAACCUUCUACAAAUGGUACCUCCGCUUCAAACCUCUUCCGUCUUUCCUCCCUCCUUAACGACGACUCCUACGCUAGUAAAGCAAAAGAAACAAUUCGGAGUUUUGAAUCUGAGAUGCUGCAAUACCCAUGGCUGUUCUCAAGUUUCAUGCCUGCGCUUGUGGCGGGGCAGCUUGGUGUUAAGGGUGUGGUUGUUGGAGGGGCUGGAGAGGUGGGGGCGGAGCGGAUUAGGAGUUUUGAGAGGAUGCCUAGAGGGGGUGUCAUGACUUUCGCGAGGGUGAGCGGGGAGGGGGGCUGGUUGAGGGAGCGGAAUGAGCUAUUGAGAUCUUUCGGAACGGAUGGGAGGGGUAGGGUGUUGGUUUGUGAGGAGGGUGUUUGUAGGGAGGAGGGGGUUGUUGAGGUUGAGACGGAAGGUGGUAAGGCGGGGGAUGUAAGCGGUGUUGUACCGAGUGUUGAAGAGGGUGGUGUCUCCGUGAAGGAAGAGGAUAGUGUUGUGGCGGGUAGUACGGAUACGACUGUCAAGUCGUAG